UUCUGCGCGCGCGGGCACCGCUGCCAGCUGCUCCGCGAAGUGCCGGCCGCGGCCGCGAUGGAGGCGCAGGCACAAGGUUUGCUGGAGGCCGAACCACUACAGGGAAGAGACGAAGAUGCAGUAGCUGGUGCCAACUUCUCUAGCAUGCUGUCGGAGGAGGAGAAAGAAGAACUUAAGGCGGAAUUAGCUCAGCUAGAGGACGAAAUCACAACUUUACGACAAGUUUUAUCUGCAAAAGAAAGGAGUCUGGUUGAGAUCAAACAAAAACUCGGCAUGAGCCUCAUGAAUGAACUCAAACAGAACUUCAGCAAGAGCUGGCACGACGUGCAGACCACCACGGCUUACAAGAAAACCCAGGAAACCCUGAGCCACGCAGGGCAGAAGGCAACGGCAGCGUUCAGCAACGUGGGGACAGCCAUCAGCAAGAAGCUUGGAGACAUGAGGUCUCACUCCAUCGGCUACUCCAUUCGCCAUUCCAUAAGUAUGCCUGCUAUGAGGAAUUCUCCUACUUUCAAAUCAUUUGAGGAGAGGGUUGAGACAACUGUCACAAGCCUCAAGACGAAAGUAGGCGGGACCAACCACGGUGGAGGCAGUUUUGAAGAGGUGCUCAGCUCCACGGCCCAGGCAAGCGCCCAGAGCUCAGGCGCAGGCACCCCGGGGCGGGCCCAGCAGGAGCUGCAGUGCUAGACCCUCUGGGCGGGCGCUGCUGAUCCAUGCCCUGCUCACAGACCCAGACAGGAAGACCAACCCCCUCUGGGAAAACCCGGAGCCCUGUGCCUGUGAUUCAGAGCUUCCCCACCGAGUUGGAUGACUUGAUUCCCAUCUGUAUUUGCGUUGUCACCCUGAGCGCCAACUUUGAGUCUUCAUAUUUUGCCAUCUGUUAAAUGUCCCCUACGGAGCCGACGAGGCACGUGACUAGUCACCACCCGUCUUUCUGUAAUAUACCGCUCAUCUUCCAAUCACGUAACUGGUAAUUAUUUGCUUUGGCUUUGACCUUUGAUGACAAGCAUGAAGGAAUACUUUCAGUGCUAUUAGACAAACUGGAUGGAUCUCUAUAACUGGGCCCAGCAAUCAAUGAUAUACUGAGAAGUUUACUUAACGACAUAAAUUACAUAUAUUUAUUUCCGCAGUUAGAUACGUUUAAUGAUAAGACUUUGAGUUAAUUUAAGUCUCCUAAGUUCUGGUGACCCUACGAGAGUUGACGCUGACCCUGCAGAUGCUAUUUCAACCACUUGCCAAUGUGGUGGAGAGGAGACAGGCGCCUUUGAGUAAGGAUGACCCCGGCUCCCCUGGGCUGCUAGACUCUCUCAUUCUAAAAUUCACUCCAAUCUACCUAGAAUGUUUCUUAACUCAGGUAACAGGUAGUGGAAAACAUUUGCCAGUUGCUGCCACUAAGGAGGAAAAAAGUCAUCAUAUUUAUACAGCUGGGAUCCCUUUUACAUUUCAGAUUGUACACCUCUCUUUUCUUCUUCUAAAUGAGAAUCUACAUUUGUUGUUAGGCUCCAGAGUUAUAUAGUUCCUAGACAAAUUUCUGAAAUGCAUACGGAGUAGACCUAUUAAUUAAAAAUCACCAUUUAAAACUC
Molecule: messenger RNA, 1583 nt
Organism: Echinops telfairi (small Madagascar hedgehog)
Lineage: Eukaryota; Metazoa; Chordata; Mammalia; Afrosoricida; Tenrecidae
Gene: TPD52L1
Product: TPD52 like 1
Exons: 8
Coding region: 58-687 (209 amino acids)
Biological process (GO): positive regulation of apoptotic signaling pathway; positive regulation of MAP kinase activity
Cellular component (GO): cytoplasm
Source: RefSeq, a predicted model, not a curated record